AUGUCAAACACACGACAGAGGAAAUCGUCUCCUGUGAAAGCACAAACAACACCACAAAAAGAAGAAGAGGUUCAGGUGUUGAAUACUGAUGCAGUCAAGGGAUCUGGACAAGCCUUACCUGGAUGGUUAUGGAGACUCAUACUACUCUGUGUAAAGUUGAUCUUGGGAUUUUUGUUUUGUUUGCACGUUCUCACCCCAGUACUAAUCCUGACAAAUCCAUGGAUACAGUCUAAAGCAGUGUUCCUCAACAAUUUUCGAUGGCCUCCAUUUAUAGAUGUCACAAAGCCUGAUGAGUUUGGUCUGGGAGACUCCGUCAGGAACUUCUACCUACAAGUAGACGAAAACAGCAAGGUUGGAGUUUGGCAUUUAAUCCCUCAGUCAGACGCUGCAUCUGGAGUUGAAUUCAACCAAUAUGAUAACUUGUUGAAGGAUGGUAAACCCAUCUUUCUUUACCUUCAUGGAACUUCUGGGUCAAGAGCUGGCUGGCACAGAGUGCAGCUAUACAAACUUCUUGUGGCCAUGGAUUUCCAUGUGAUAGCAUUUGAUUAUAGAGGCUGGGCAGACUCAUUUGGGGUGCCAACUGAAGACGGAGUGGUAGCAGAUGGUUACUUCAUGUAUAAGUGGAUUAGAGAGAGAAGUGGUGACACACCUGUGUACCUGUGGGGACAUUCUCUUGGUACAGCAAUUACAACUAAAUUGGCAAAGAUGCUGUGUGAAAAAGAUGAAGAACCGUUAGGUGUGGUUCUGGAAUCACCUUUCACCAACAUCAGGGAAGCAGCCUCUAAACACCCAUUCACAGCUCCUUUCCGAAUGUUGCCCUGGUUUGAGGCAGUCUUCCUGGAUACCAUUGAUCUGAACAACAUCAGCUUUACCUCUGAUAAAAAUAUUGCCCAUGUAACCACACCUCUCCUGAUUCUACAUGCUGAAGAUGAUAAGGUGGUACCAUUUGAGCUUGGGAAAAAGCUUUAUGGUAUAGCUUCAGAGACACGUCCUACACACAGUGGACCACUUGAGUUUAUCUCUUUCAAUGCCAGCUAUGGAUAUGGGCACAAACUCAUCUUUAUGGCCCCAGAACUGCCCAACGCCAUCAGAAAAUUCAUGGACACAUGUGAAGGAGAAAGGAUACAGAAUGCUCAGGGAAUGUAA
Messenger RNA from Ylistrum balloti, 1146 nucleotides. RefSeq names its product lysophosphatidylserine lipase ABHD12-like. Gene Ontology annotation, cellular component: endoplasmic reticulum membrane. Gene Ontology annotation, biological process: phosphatidylserine catabolic process; monoacylglycerol catabolic process. The transcript has 12 exons. The record is from RefSeq and is a predicted model, not a curated record. Bases 1 to 1146 code for a protein of 381 amino acids. Gene Ontology annotation, molecular function: phosphatidylcholine lysophospholipase A1 activity; monoacylglycerol lipase activity. NCBI's taxonomy places the organism in Eukaryota, Metazoa, Mollusca, Bivalvia, Pectinida, Pectinidae.